CUUCAUUCGUUUGAAAGUACAUUUAGAGGGAAAUGGCCACAGCCACUACUGAUAUAGUAAUUGGACCUUGGGGAGGUGAAGGUGGCGAUACUCCCUGGAUAUUCAAACCAGAGGGUAGGAUUGUCGAUAUAUCCAUCCGAAGUGGAGAAGCAGUAGAUUCUAUUAGCUUCAACUACACGGAUAAAGAGGGUCUUGAAGACAAUUCUGAAAUAUAUGGUGGCGAUGGUGGCUUACUUCAUGCGUUUGCCUUGUCUGAGGGUGAAAACAUCAUUGGGAUUAGUGGAACUAUCGGAAAAGUUUCAAACAACACAGUGAUUACAUCAUUGUCUUUCAAGACAGACAUAGAAUCCUAUGGGCCAUACGGCAUGGAGGAGGGGGCAACUUUUUCUGUGCCGGUCAUUAAAGGUAGAAUUGUUGGAUUCCAUGGAAAACAUGGGGCUUUGCUCGACUCUAUUGGUGUCAUUCUUAGUCCCGCAGAGUGAGACUGGCCGAGAUAAUUUGUGGCAUGCAGCAUGCAUGCAUGCUAGCUGUUUGAAGUGAUACCAUUCUCAUAAUAAAGAAGCUUGAGAGAAACAUUGUGAAAUAGUUGUGUUGUUCAUAAUUAGUGGUCCAGAUCUGUCACUCGUACGUAGGCUUUAUGUUUUAAGAUCCUAGCAUGUAUGCACAAUAAUUAUGUGAGAUUAUAAAUAUAAGCACACAUAUAUAGGAAGUUAUAGUGACAAUAUGCUCACCGAAUAAUGUACUCCUUGAUUAAAAGCUUAAAAAUGAUUUUUUUUUC
Lactuca virosa is the source of this 778-nucleotide messenger RNA. The record is from the annotation of a GenBank genome assembly. Lineage: Eukaryota; Viridiplantae; Streptophyta; Magnoliopsida; Asterales; Asteraceae.